AAUGGAAAGCUGAGCGGUGUUGGGCUUCCAAAUAUGAAACAUUGAAACGUCACCGUUUUGAUAAUCCCUACCAGAACGAGUCCGGCUUGGAAGAUAAAAGGAAGCAUUUCGAGCGUAAGGGAGCAAACAGUAGAGUGAAGAAAACUGAUGAAUUGAAGAUGAUACACAACCUCUCGAAGCCCCUUGAUCUCAUACACUUCCCAAAGCCCUCCAAAACUCUAAUCACUAAAACUCACUUUUCUUCUUCUGGCCCUUAUGGACAUGUUUCUCCACCAAUUUUACGGUUCAAGAGCAACUCAUUUCUUCUCUAUGAGCGCACCAGCCUCAGCAUUAGGGCUUCUACAAUUUCCUCUUCGGCUUUGACUUCGCCGCCUGAAGAAGAUGCAGAGUCCACACAGCUAUUUGAGAAAUUGAAGGAUGCAGAGAGGGAACGAAUAAAUAAAUUGGAAGAACUUGAAAACAAGGCUAAUGUGCAAUUAGAGAGGCAGCUUGUCCUGGCUUCAGAUUGGAGUAGGGCAUUGUUGGCUAUGCAGGGAAAAUUGAAGGGGACUGAAUGGGAUCCUGAGAACUCACACAGGAUUGACUACAGUGAAUUUUGGAGACUUCUUAACUCAAAUAAUGUCCAGUUCAUGGAGUACUCAAAUUAUGGCCAGACAAUAUCAGUUAUUCUGCCAUACUACAAAGAUGGAAAAAAGGAAGGGGGAGAAGGAAAUUUAAAUAAGGAAAUUGUUUUUCGGCGCCAUGCAGUUGACCGGAUGCCAAUUGAUUGUUGGAAUGAUGUUUGGCGAAAGUUGCAUGAACAGGUGGUAAAUGUUGACGUUCUUAAUGUGGAUGCUGUACCUGCAGAAGUCUACUCCACUAUUGCAACUGCAGUUGUAUGGUCAAUGCGGCUUGCACUUUCUAUUGUAUUGUAUCUUUGGAUUGAUAAUUUGACGAGACCAAUUUAUGCAAAGUUAAUACCUUGUGAUUUGGGAACUCCUAGCAAAAAGCCAAGACAGCCACUCAAGCGACGUACACUUGGAUCGUUAGGCAAGAGUCGGGCAAAGUUUAUAUCAGCAGAAGAAACUACUGGUGUUACCUUUGAUGAUUUUGCGGGCCAGGAAUACAUAAAAAGGGAACUGCAAGAGAUUGUGCGUAUUCUAAAGAAUGAUGAAGAGUUCCAAAAUAAGGGCAUCUAUUGCCCAAAAGGUGUGCUUCUCCAUGGGCCUCCUGGAACUGGUAAAACAUUGCUGGCUAAAGCUAUUGCUGGUGAGGCAGGUCUUCCAUUUUUUGCAGCAAACGGCACUGAUUUUGUAGAGAUGUUUGUAGGUGUGGCAGCGUCACGUGUCAAAGAUCUGUUUGCUAGUGCUCGGUCAUUUUCACCAUCCAUCAUUUUUAUUGAUGAGAUAGAUGCUAUUGGCAGCAAGCGUGGUGGGCCUGAUAUUGGUGGGGGUGGUGCUGAGAGGGAACAGGGCUUGCUUCAGAUACUGACUGAGAUGGAUGGAUUUAAAGUUUCAACAGCUCAGGUGUUAGUUAUAGGUGCAACCAACAGACUGGACAUUCUAGAUCCUGCUCUCCUGAGGAAGGGCCGUUUUGACAAGAUUAUAAGGGUUGGUUUACCAUCUAAAGAUGGUAGACUGGCCAUAUUAAAGGUGCAUGCAAGGAAUAAAUUUUUCCGUUCAGAGGAGGAAAAGGAGGCUCUAUUGCAGGAAAUUGCAGAGCUUACAGAAGACUUCACUGGGGCAGAGCUGCAGAAUAUACUGAAUGAAGCUGGAAUUUUAACUGCCCGGAAGGAUUUAGAUUACAUUGGCCGGGAAGAACUUCUGGAGGCCUUAAAAAGGCAAAAGGGAACAUUUGAAACAGGUCAAGAGGACAGUACUGAAAUUCCAGAGGAAUUGAAACUGAGAUUGGCAUAUAGAGAGGCAGCUGUGGCUGUUCUUGCAUGCUACUUUCCAGAUCCCUACCGCCCUUUCAUUGAGACAAAUAUAAAUUCCAUACAUAGCCAGCCAAAUAUGCGCUAUGCAGAAACUUCUGGAAGGGUCUUCUCAAGGAAAGCAGAUUAUUUGAACUCUAUAGUGCGUGCCUGUGCUCCCAGAGUAAUUGAGGAGGAGAUGUUUGGGGUUGACAACUUGUGUUGGAUCUCUGCAAAGGCUACAUCAGAAACGUCAAGGCUCGCAGAAUUUUUGAUUCUGCAGACGGGAAUGACAGCAUUUGGAAAAGCUUAUUACAGAAAUCAAGGUGAUCUUGUGCCAAAUCUUGCAGCUAAGCUUGAAGCACUUAGAGAUGAAUACGUGCGCUUUGCUGUGGAGAAAUGUUCAUCUGUGCUUAGGGAAUAUCAGUCAGCUGUGGAGACAAUCACAGAUAUUCUACUUGAGAAGGGAGAGAUGAAAGCUGAUGAAAUUUGGGAGAUAUAUACAAGGGCUCCUAGAAUACCUCAGCCUGCUGUGAAUCCGGUUGAUGAAUAUGGUGCCUUAAUUUAUGCUGGAAGAUGGGGAGUCCAUGGGAUUACACUUCCUGGAAGGGUUACGUUUGCACCUGGAAAUGUGGGGUUUUCUACCUUUGGUGCGCCCCGUCCUAUGGAGACUCAAAUCAUCAGUGAUGAAACUUGGAAACUAAUCGAUGGUAUCUGGGAUAAAAGGGUUCAGGAAAUUAAAGCUGAAGCCUCAAUCCAAGUUGAAGAAGAGAAGGAGAAGCCACAACUUUUAGUGGCCAGCCAUUUCCUUUGAGAAGUCAGCAUAUACUUCAUGGCAGGUCUUCGGAAUUUUUGUUGACCUUAAUUCAGCCAUGCUUGCAAAACGAGGAUGCAUGUUGAAGUUGCAAGUGGAACUACAAGUACCUAAGUCUCAUUUUUGCCUCAAAUGUUCUUUAAUCUCUGUCCACGCCAUUCAGUUAUUCAAGAAUAAGUUCAUGAGAGUUCAUAUAGCUUGAAGUUCUCAGCUCUCAGCUUCUAUAGUUCUAGAUGUUCUAAUCUGAUAAGAAGUUGACAUAUUUGUUCAUGGUUGAUGGGCAGUGUUGCUUCUCUUGCGAGCAUCGAUCUUUCCAAUAUUAUACCAUCAGAGAAGGGCAUGUUGGAUUUUGCAGGGCCUUCAAGAUUGAGUUGUUAUCAAAGGUAUGGGUGCUAGAGAUGUUGAAAGCACAAGCAGAUUUUCUGGAGAGUAAUUGUUGUCUACUAUGAUUAAAGCUCUGGAAUUUUGGAAAGCCACAGCAUGGACAAUGGAAAAACAGGCAGAUAUUCAAGUGACAAGUAAAUUGUUAAAUUUUUUUUAAUACUGUUCAUCGUUCCAUCUAAAUCGAUGCUGUGGAAUUCAACAAAUUUUGAAUUUAUUAAUUUUAUUGGGAUCUUCAAAUUGUAAAUUAGACUAAUUGCUUUUUUGGCCAUAGGGUUCUCUAUCUGGACUACAAUAAUUAUUUUUGUUGGCACUAGCCAGGAUUACCAAUUUUAUGAACUGGUCAAUUUAUUGUGAUAUAAGACUAGUCAAUUAUUUUUA
Vitis vinifera (wine grape) is the source of this 3467-nucleotide messenger RNA. RefSeq names its product probable inactive ATP-dependent zinc metalloprotease FTSHI 4, chloroplastic. Gene Ontology annotation, biological process: proteolysis. Bases 159 to 2705 code for a protein of 848 amino acids. NCBI's taxonomy places the organism in Eukaryota, Viridiplantae, Streptophyta, Magnoliopsida, Vitales, Vitaceae. The record is from RefSeq and is a predicted model, not a curated record. The transcript has 17 exons. Gene Ontology annotation, cellular component: chloroplast thylakoid. Gene Ontology annotation, molecular function: ATP binding; metalloendopeptidase activity; ATP-dependent peptidase activity.